AAUUGACAAUUGUAAGGCAACAAUACAAACAAACACAUGCAGUGCAUUCAGUUGGGAGCGUAAUAAAUAUGUGGGAGAAUUCCCACAUAUAGUUAUAAGUGUUCAGAACUUGGAGAAAACACAGACGUGCCGUGUACAUAUGCGUGAAAAACUAGCUGGCAACAACGACAACCCCAGCGAGUCCGAAUGCCAAGAAAAGCCAGAGAAUCGGAAUCGAGGAGCUGCGAGUAAAGUGAACAAAUUCGGUGCGGGCCAUUGCCAACUUCUGGCGAAUAAUGUCUGCAUCGGUGAUAUGCGUUGAUUUAAGCUCAGAGUCCGAUGAAGAGUCGCCGCCAGGAGCCAAGCGAAGACGACUUGAGGAUCCCCUGCGACAAUUGGCAGCAUGUAGUAGACAAAGUCUACCAGCCAAACUUUUUAACAUACCGAAAGCUUCCCUGGGGUCCGCAAUAGUAGUACAAGGAGUAGGGGCAGGACCUGCAAGGGCACCUCCAGUAGUAGCUGUGGAUCCACUUCGGUCCAUGCACAUCCCCAGUGGCAUCACUGUCACCAAGCACCAGAAAAACAUCCUGACUCCAAAUGGAAAUUUAACCAUUUCCCUUGCAGAAAACAACAACAACAACAUUAUUAACAGCUUUAACAAAAAUGUGAACACGGUGAAGAUGGGCGCCCCCCAGAAAGUGGCCUGGUCAGUGAGUAGCAAGGCGCCUAGCCCAAAUGCCGUGAUAACCUGUGUGCCCAGCCACCAGGUGAAGGUGACGCCUGCGAACCAAAUCAGAGUGGCAGCAAUUCCCAAAGUCAUCCAGUCGCCAAUUAGAGUCACUCCGAAAACGAUGCCUGCGAAGAUUCAACCGCCAGUUGUGAUAGGUCAGCCUCAGCAACAGUUACAAGCCCUGCCUCAGCAGAUUAAGCCUAUAAUGCUAGGUGUAACAAUGCCUACGGCUUCAAUGGCACAAAUCUUUCAGCAACAAUUGCAGCAGCAGCAGUCGCCUAAGGUUAUAUCAGCACAAGUCCCACAAAAGAUUGUUGUAGGACAAAAGCAACAAAGGGCUUCUUUGGGACAAUUGCAACAAGUGCAGCAGCCCAUAAGAUUUGUGGGCACUCAGUUGCAACAGCAUCAUAAAUUACUGGGCGGCCAAUUGCAAACACUGACAGGACGACUCCAACAUCCUGCUCAACAGAAAACAACAGUCACAGGACAGUUUCAACAGCAACCAAAGGCUUUAGUUGGCCAACAGCCACAGAAGGGGAUCCAGAGUCAACUGCAACAACAGAAACCCUCCCAAAGUCAACAACAGGUUCAACAGCAGCAACAACAGAAAACAACCCAGGGUUCACUUCAUGAGCAGCCACAACAAGAGAAGACGACCCAAGGUCAGCUCCAGGAACAAGCCCAAAAUCAGAAGACGACUCAGGAUAAAAUCCAACAACAGCCACAUCAACAGAAGUCGACGCAGUAUCCACUCCAACAACAGCCCCAAAAUCAGAAGACGGCUCCGGAUAAAAUCCAGCAACAGCCACAUCAACGGAACACGACGCAGUAUCUACUCCAAAAACACCCCCAAAAUCAGAAGACGACUCAGGAUAAAAUCCAACAAUCGCCACAUCAACAGAAGACGACCCAAGGUCAACCCUAUCAGCAGCCACAGCAACAAAGGACCGCUCAGGGCCACAUAAAGCAGCAGACACAACAACAGAAGUCGACCCAGUGUCAAGUGCAACAGCAGCCACAACAACAGAAGACCACUAAGAGUCUAUUCCAACAGCAGACACAACAGAUGACGGCCCAGGAGCAGCUCCAACAGCAGUCCCAACAGCAGAAGAGCUCCCAACCCCAGCCAAUUCAAAAAAUGACCCAGAGUCAACUCCAAAAGCCGACACAACAAUAUAAGAUGACCCAGGGUCGAGUUCAACAACAGCCACAACAGAAGACCACCAAAGGUCAUCUACAAGAGCAGCCACAACAGCAAAAGACGACCCAGAGUCAUAUCCGACAACAGCCUCAACAACAGAAGACAACCCAGGGGCAGGUCCAACAACAGCCACAACAACAGAAGAUGGCCCUUGGUCAGUUCCAACAGCAUCCUCAACAGAAGGCAACCCAGGGUCAACUCCAACAACAGCCACAACGACAGAAGGCGACCCAGGGCCAGCUCCAACAGCAACCAGAACAACAGAUGAUUUGCCUAGGGCAACUUCAACAGCAGCCACAGCAACAGAAGACUGUCCAGGUACAGGUCCAGCAGCAGCAGCAACAACAGAAGUCCCCCCAAAGUCAACUCCAACAGCAGCCACAAACGAAGACGACCCAGGAUCAACCGCAACAGCAACCACAACAGCAAAUGAGUUGCCUAGGCCAGCUUCAACAGCAAUUAAGCUCUCUUGGGCAACAUCAACAGCAAAGAUUAUUUGUGGGACAUCUCCAACAGCAACAGAGACCAAGCCUUGGUACUCUCCAGCAACAGCAACAGUUUCCACCAAAGAACGUGGGUCAAAUGCCCCAGCAACAGAAAGGAAUUUUGGUCCCACCUCAGCUGCCAAAGAUGCUGCGAGUACAACCAUUGCAACAAAAUCCAUUUUCUGUGGUCCAACAGCAGCCACCAAAGACACAGAUGGCUCAACAACUGCUGACUUCUGUAAUAAGUCCAAAGAAACCGGCUCAGCCGCCGUCUGUGCCCACUGUUAACCAAAUCACACACAAAUCGAUGACGAUUCAAAAACUACCCAUGUUGCCCAGAUCGCCCAUGACGACGAAGAUUUCCACAAAGCCGAUUAUUCCACAGCAGACGCCACCACCUGCUCACGUAGUUCAAAAGCAGCAACCACCGCAUACAACAACGCAAACUCCCCCAUUGGCACACGGUCCACCGAUGGUGCGACCCAUGACAGUAGCCAAGAUUACGCCUAUGCCCUCAAACAACAAAGGCAGCUUCCAAAUAAAGUCACAGGUGUCUCGAGCUGUCAUCCCCACAACUCCAAUUCUGGGUGCUGCCCGAACUAUGCCUUUCAGAAGCACACAACUCAAGCCAGUUACUUCUCCGCUGACUUCAACGCAUCACCAGAGUUUUACCACCAGUGCCACUCCCCCGCAGCGUCUUCUGGCCACUCCACCACAUUGUGCUGCCGCCUUAAAUGAGCCCCUACUGCUGAAUCUGCCACCCACCACAAGCAUUACUCCACAACUAACGCCCACGACAACUCCACCUCCAGCUGGAAUUUCGACUUCAGUUCAACAACAGCAGCUAGCUAAAGCGGCUGUCUUCAAAUUAAAUUCCUUGCCAGGAGCUAGCAUUUCACCGGUGACCAAGGCUCCAGCUAGCAUUGUCAAGCGCAUCCAACCCAUCACCGUGCUUAAGAAAUCUGACGAGGAAUGGCGGAGGCACCUUCUCGUGCAACAACAGCAGCAGCAACGGCAGCGAGAGCAAUUGCAGUCGACAUCUACGCCAACAAUUGUCCUAGUAGAGUCACCGCCCACUACGCCGCCCACGGAAAAACAGGAUACGGAGCGCAGUACAAACACCAUGGAGAAGACUUCGUAUAUGGAAUCGAUUACUGUAUCUAAACAACCCAGUAAACGGAAAAGACCUGCUUUGAUGACUCCCACAAAAGAAUCUGCCCAUGUCUCGGAAAUUGUAGAUUUAGAUGAACUGCCAGAAACGCCUCCAGAAAAGCGAAAGAAAGAAAAUUGUAUUCCCAUAAAGCCCAGAGAAGCUAUUCCACAAGCAAGACCUCCUUUUAUAACUGAAUACUCGGCACUAAUAAACCUGUGUCGCGAGUUGGAUAAGUCGGAGGACAUGGAACGCUUGGCUAAAGGAAAAUUGACCAAGUAUUACUACAGUGUGCCCGAGAGCUUUGUGAUUUCGCGUGAGUUUCGUCAGUCCGUAGAAUUGGCCAUGAUGAGGAUCAGAAACGAUUCGGACAUGAUGUACGUACACCUUAAGAAUGUAGUGGAUGACCUACGGGCAAGGCGAGAAUUUCAUGCAGUCUAUACAGAAAAGGCACAACAACCACCUCCCCGAGCAUCCGCACCCGUGGAUGCUCAGACCGCGGUAAAGGUAAGGUCGCUAGAGCAGACUCCUGUAAGGGAAAACGAUCAGGACGACGAUGUGGAAGAGGUGGAAGACGAGCAGGAACCUGAGACCGCUGACGAUAAACGAUUGGAUGAACGCCUUCGGCACAUGAACCGAACACUUUACUCCAUUAUCAAGCGCAUUAAGAUAAUGGAGGAGUCUGAUGUAGACUUAAACGCCGACGACUCCUGUUAUCUUCAGGUGGAGCGUUUUAAAAAACGCGCCUGCCAAAUAUACGAGAAAAUCUGUGAUCUAACGGGCGAGAGCAAAAAAGCCCGUCGCCAUAUGAAACAGCCCAUCCAGUUUAAGGAUACGGACUAUCCACACUUCAAUCGCUCUCUGUCGGCUUUUGUAAACAGGAUGAAGGAGUUCCCCGACUACCAUGAUGUCCUUCAGAUUCUCGAGCAAUGCAACGAACAGAAGAAACUUGGACUAGCCAGCUUCGAGAUGAAGAGAAUCGCUUAUGAUGCCUUUGCCAAAGUCGGACGAAUGUUACAGUCGCGCAGGAAGACGGAUUUGUAUGAAACCGUAACGCACUUUACUGCAAAUGUCAAGGAUCCAGCUUCCAGUGAUCCUGUGCUGCUUGCCAAGCUGAAGGAGAAUAACAAAAAUCAAACCAAAAUAAGUGAUGUCUUGGAAAAGUACGCCCGCGAGCAGGAUCUCAAUGCGGAAGAGCGUCAGGAGGCGCGGCUUAAGGAGAAAAAACUAAGGCAGGAAAAGGCUGAGGAGGAAGCUGUCAAGCUGGCUGCUUUGGCACAAGACGACGACAAGCCCUGUACAAGCGCCCAGGCAGCAGCUAAAGCGGCAGCCCUCGCUGCCCUAAUGAAGAUUUCUCGUGAGAAGGUCAGAAGAAAACGGUCGAUCGAUACAAAGAUCUGUAAGGCCGUCGACGACGGGGAUGACUCCGAGGCGGAAUCGGACUCGGAAGACGAGGAGGAAGAUGUGGACGAUUUCGUGGAUAAAUUCAACGGUAACGGAGAACUGAGUGAUACCGACUCCGAGGUGGAAGCAGUAACAUCACCAAAGAAUGAUGCAUUGGCGCCCGCCGAACGAAAUGUGAUAGAUAUAACGAGAGACGAGACUGGCAAUAAGUAUGUUGAAACCCCGCCGAACGGCAAACUGAAGAUAAUGUCCGUCUCUAGUCUGAACGCCAACUUCGUCCAUGGGCAAAACCUGCACACAAGACCCAAUCCCAUGCCUAGUGCUAUGCCUGUCAUUGCUGACGAGAUCAUCAUUUCGGAUGAGGAGUCAUAGAAAGAGUCGUACCCGCAGAAAUGCCUGCAGCCCUAGCUAAGUUUAUUUAUUCAAUUUAUUUCCGUUUAGGUUCGGUUUUUGCCUACUAUUAUUUAUUUCCUUUAACGGCCAAUAACCGCAUAUUGCAAAAAAAAUGAGUUUGUUGGUGCGUUUUUAAAUAAUCUUAAUUGUUAAUUAAAUGUACUAUUAAAAAAAUAACAAAAUCAGUAAUUAAUAUUUGAAUUUUUAAAUUAAAUAAUCUGUCAUAAGCACCAUACACUGAUCGGCCUUUCAGCUAAAACGUGUACAUAUAUGCAUGCAUUCAAGAAAAACUUUGCCAUUGAAUUCCAAUUAUUUAAAAUUUAGCGGAAUCAACUGACAGCGUUACCAAAAACAAAAUGUAAACUCGUCAACAAACUUUCAGCAUUUGUUAAAAAUUAUUUUGUAAUUCACUAUUGUAUUGUAAGAACAUUACUUCAACCCUUAACAAUUUUCUGUAAUUUAAUUCUCUGUACAAAUACCGAAAAGCUAAUUUAUUGCAAAGUCCGUACCGUUGUGUACAAACCACAAAAUACGCUAAUGUACAUAUGGAAUACUACUAGUCUAAGUUAGUUGUACAAAUUAAACAGAACGGUGAGAAAUGAUAACUGAA
Drosophila eugracilis is the source of this 5952-nucleotide messenger RNA. Its product is annotated as daxx-like protein. The coding region runs from base 276 to 5321 and encodes 1681 amino acids. Lineage: Eukaryota; Metazoa; Arthropoda; Insecta; Diptera; Drosophilidae. The transcript is spliced from 4 exons. Gene Ontology annotation, molecular function: histone binding. The record is from RefSeq and is a predicted model, not a curated record.